AUGAAGCCUCCAUCGGAUACUGUGAAACACAGCCUUCAGAAGCUUGCUGAGGCACGUGCCAAUCGCAGCUCUGGCACUACUUCUACCCCUGCUCCUCCACCUUACACACUCUCGGUGACCAGACCAAGCGGCACCAGCGUGAUGACCUUUGACCAACUCGAUCAAGCCGACUAUUACUAUCAAGAGGAGCCCACGCCGAUCACAAUCCACAUCGACAACUCGGUCAAUGUGACCGGCAAUGGAAACUCUAUUACUCUGCCAGCAUCGGGCCUUAACUCCUCCACCCCGACUGGUGAAACCAAAAGCUCACCUCCCAUGGGAUCGCUCACUGCCGUGAUCAUUGGCGCUUUAAGCCACGCCAACGCUCUCCGCGACGACGCCGGAGUCUUGCGACCCAUCAAUAUCAAUGUCAACUCUGGGGUCCGCGUUGACGGCGAGAAUAAUGUGAUCUCGCAUGGGGCGGGACCCAAGCCUGAACUGGGGCCUGUCAACAAGUCUGGCGACAAUAUCAACCUGAAGCGCCGUGCAAGCUCGGAGCCUACCGAGACACCUAAUACGCAACGUCGCCGUACUUUCUGA
Molecule: messenger RNA, 579 nt
Organism: Penicillium brevicompactum
Lineage: Eukaryota; Fungi; Ascomycota; Eurotiomycetes; Eurotiales; Aspergillaceae
Exons: 2
Coding region: 1-579 (192 amino acids)
Source: RefSeq, a predicted model, not a curated record